AACACACAAUGCUCUAAUAUGUCAUUUCCCUAAAUGAAACUGAAACCUCGAUCCAGCAGAACAGCAGCAAGGUCAAAAACUCUUCGUCCCCAACUCCGAUCAUUCUAAACUCUUCCCCUCAGAGGAGUCUCGCUCAGACACUGCUAUGGCUGCUGCCACCUGCCUGCCAGCUGAAGAUCAGCUGCUGUGCUCCAUCUGUCUGGAUGUGUUCACUGAUCCAGUGACUUUAUCCUGUGGACACAACUUCUGCAACACCUGCAUCACUGCACACUGGGAUACUAACGUCCCCCAUCACUGUCCUGUCUGUAAUCGGCUUUUCCACUUCAGACCUGAGCUGCAUGUUAACACUCUGAUCUCUGAGAUGGCUGCUCAGAUCCGACAUGGAGCUCAUCAGGAAAGCAGGAGCUCAGAGCAACACGCUGCCAAACCAGGAGACGUUCCCUGUGACGUCUGCACUGGACCUGAACUAAAGGCCCUGAAGUCCUGCCUGGUGUGUCUGACCUCCUACUGUGAGACUCACCUGGAGCCUCAUCUGACAAAGUCAGGACUGAAGAGACAUCAGCUGAUCGACCCUGUGAAGAACCUGGAGGACAGGAUGUGUAAGAAGCACGACAAACUGCUGGAGCUGUUCUGUAAGAGCGACCACAUGUGUGUCUGUAUGAUGUGUGCUAUGUUAGACCACAAGACACACGAUGUUGUUGCUAUGAAGGACGAAUGUGAAGGAAAGAAGUCAGAGCUGGUCAAGACUGAAGCUGAAAUCCAGCAGAUGAUCGAGAAGAGACGAGUGAAGAUUGAGGAGAUCCGACGCUCAGUGGAGCUCAGCAACAAAGCUGCAGACAGAGAGAUGGAAGAAGGUGUUCAGGUCUUCACUGCUCUGAAGGAGACUGUGGAGAGAAGCCAGGCUGAGCUCAUCAAGACCAUCACAGAGAAGCAGAGGACAACAGAGAAACAGGCUGAAGGCUUCAUCACAGAGCUGCAGCAGGAAAUAUGUGAUCUGAAGAAGAGGAGCUCUGAGGUGGAGCAGCUCUCACGGUCUGAAGACCACCUCCACCUCAUCCAGAGCUUUCCAUCAGUUAACACUGCUGCCACUGCACCCACCAAGGACUGGGCUGAGGUCACUAUCACUCCUCCUUCGUAUGAGGGGACAGUGGUGAGAGCUGUCAAUCAGCUGAAAGAGACCCUGAGUGAACAGAUGAGGCUGCUCUAUGAGGUUGAGCUGAAGAGGGUCCGGCGACACGCAGUCCCUGUGACUCUAGAUCCUGAUACAGCACAUCCUAGGCUGAUCCUGUCUGAUGAUGGAAAACAAGUCGCAUAUGGUGACAUAACCAAAGAUCUCCCCCCCACUCCGAAGAAAUUUUCAUAUUGUGCUUGUGUUUUGGGAAAACAAAGCAUCUCUGCAGGCCAAGUUUACUACGAGGUUCUGAUUAAAGGGAAAACUGCCUGGGAUCUAGGAGUGGCUGAAGAGUCGGUCAACAGGAAGGGACAGAUCAAAGCGAACCCCCAGAACGGUCUUUGGACGAUAAGUUUGAGGGAUGGCAGAAGAUACUAUGCUCCGGCUGGACCAACAGUGCAUCUGUGUUUGACGUCUCAGCCCGAGAAGGUGGGGGUGUUUGUGAGCUAUGAGGAGGGGCUGGUCUCCUUUUAUGAUGCGGACACCGCAGCUCUGAUCUACAGCUUCACCGGCUGCUCCUUCACUGGGAAACUCUACCCGUUCUUUGGACCCAGUCCUAGCGAUGCUGGUGUAAACUCCGCUCCUCUGAUCAUCUGCUCUGUCAAUCAGGAAGAAGGGAUUCAGCAUCACUGAAUGGUGAAGUACUGUAUAGUAGCUCUAAACCCAAACCUGUUGUGCUGACACAUGGUCUUAGAGGGUUUCAGCUAAUUUCUAUAGAUUACCAUCAAUAUACAGUAGAUGCUGAUAUAUUCAUAUUUACAGUUCACAGUCGCAACACAAAUUACAUGUGUGGAUAGUUUGAUAAGAUCACAGUUACCAUAAGUUUAAAAAGUGCUAAUUUGUUGUAGGUGAAAACAGCAGUAACCAAUACUACAGACAACCUGCAGCAUGAACAUAGCGGACGUUAAUAAUAGUUGGUACCUGGCAUCGCUACUGAAGGAGCGUCCACGGUGUCCCCACUGAGCCUACAUGAACGUAACACCAGUCAAAGAGUGGAGGGAUGUGCGUCCUGGCUGUAAGAGACAGGUUGUGGCUUUUUCCUGAGGAAAAACGUGGGAUGAUAAAAGAACGGAACAAAAGUGACAUUAAAUGAUGACCGACUGAGUCAACGGAGCCUUUUUCCUUUUUGGAAAACCUUUAACUGCUGUGAUAAAAUAAACAAUUUACUGCUUUAAAUCAAAGCAAAGCAUUUUAUUAGACGCAAUAUUCAAUAUCAAAAUACAAAAGUCACAGAAUUCUGCUCUCCCCAGUACAUUGCAUGCAAAGGUAAGGUGUAAAUGAAUACAAACCUUGUAUUAUACCAUGAAUGACAGAUUAAACCUUAGAGUCUGCUCAUCACACAAAUCAUGUGAGUUUACAAUUGUUCUUUAGAAACAAUAACUA
Messenger RNA from Betta splendens (Siamese fighting fish), 2554 nucleotides. Its product is annotated as nuclear factor 7, ovary-like. The record is from RefSeq and is a predicted model, not a curated record. Bases 146 to 1804 code for a protein of 552 amino acids. The transcript has 2 exons. Gene Ontology annotation, molecular function: zinc ion binding; protein binding. NCBI's taxonomy places the organism in Eukaryota, Metazoa, Chordata, Actinopteri, Anabantiformes, Osphronemidae.